AUGGCAGGCUCAAUUAACAAGCCCAAGAAACCAAAGUCCAAGCGGACAACAACCCGCCUUCGCAACAAGAUCCAAAAGGCCUCGGCCGCCAAGCAGAGAAAGGAUCGCAAGUUCGCCAAGAAGAACCCGGAAUGGCGAUCCAAGCUGAAGAAGGACCCCGGCAUCCCCAACCUGUUCCCCUACAAGGAGAGGAUUCUCGAGGAGAUUGAGCAGAAGCGCGCGAAGAAGGCCGAGGAGGCUCAGAGGAGAAAAGAGAUGGCCAAGGCUGCCAAGACGGGCGGCGCCGAGGGCAAGGACGAGGAUGCCAUGGACGACGUCGGCGGGGCUGGUGACGACCAGAUGGAUGAGGACGGCGACUUGGACGAGGAUUUCGACGAGUCUAACCCCAUGGCCGCGCUGAUUGCCAGCGCUCGUGCUGCUGCGGAAAAGUACGACAAGUCUCUUGCCGCCAGCGACGACGACAUGGACGACGACGAUGACGAGGAGAGCGACAGCGACGCUUCUGACGAUGGCGCACACGUUUCCAUUGGCCAGGCUUCGUCAAGGAAGACGUUUGACAAGGUCUUCAAGCAGGUCGUCGAGGAAGCCGACGUCGUGCUGUACGUGCUCGACGCCCGCGACCCAGAGGGCACCCGCUCGCGGGAGGUCGAGCGCAGCGUCAUGGCCGCCGCCUCGGGGGGCAAGCGCCUCAUCCUCAUCCUCAACAAGGUCGACCUGAUCCCGCCCAAGGUCCUGCGCGACUGGCUCGUCCACCUGCGCCGGUACUUCCCCACGCUGCCGGUGCGGGCGUCGCACGCCGCCGCGAACGCGCAUGUGUUUAGCCACCGCGACUUGACCGUCCAGAGCACCUCGGCCGCCCUGUUCAAGGCCCUCAAGAGCUACGCCGCCAGCCGCGACCUGAAGCGUGCCGUCUCCGUCGGCGUCAUCGGCUACCCCAACGUCGGCAAGAGCUCCAUCAUCAACGCCCUCCUCAGCAGGUUGAGCGGCAAGGGCAGCAACAACGCAAAGGCCUGCCCUGCCGGCGCCGAGGCCGGCGUCACCACGAGCAUCCGCAAGGUCAAGAUCGACAGCAAGCUCACGCUGCUCGACUCCCCCGGCGUCGUCUUCCCCUCGUCCUCGUCCAUCCAGUCCGGAGGCCUCGUCGCCAUCAAGAACGCCACCGAGGCCCACGCCCACCUCGUCCUCCUCAACGCCGUGCCCCCCAAGCAGAUUGACGACCCCGUCCCCGCCGUCAGCCUCCUUCUCCGUCGUCUCUCCACUACCCCCGACCUGCUGCAGAAGCUCACCGCCGUCUACGACAUCCCCGCGCUGCUGCCCACCAGCACCGACGGCGACAUCACCACGGACUUCCUCGUCCAGGUCGCCCGCAAGCGUGGAAGGAUCGGCCGCGGAGGCAUCCCCAACAUCAACGCUGCUGCCAUGACCGUCGUCACCGACUGGCGUGACGGCCGUAUCCAGGGCUGGGUCGAGGCCCCCGUCCUGGCCGUCGAGUCCGCCAACGGCGCUGCCACCAAGCCUACCAUCAAGAACGCCGGCGAGGAGGAUGUCAUGGCCGACCAGAAGGAGAUUGUCACCGAGUGGGCCGCCGAGUUCAAGCUCGAUGGCCUGUGGGGUGACAAUGGCAACGGGGCUGCAAAUGAAGAUGAUGCCAUGGAGCAGUAA
Molecule: messenger RNA, 1662 nt
Organism: Trichoderma aggressivum f. europaeum
Lineage: Eukaryota; Fungi; Ascomycota; Sordariomycetes; Hypocreales; Hypocreaceae
Exons: 2
Coding region: 1-1662 (553 amino acids)
Cellular component (GO): nucleolus
Molecular function (GO): GTP binding
Source: RefSeq, a predicted model, not a curated record